This is a messenger RNA of Aedes albopictus (Asian tiger mosquito), 1304 nucleotides long. RefSeq names its product MYG1 protein. Bases 21 to 1238 code for a protein of 405 amino acids. The record is from RefSeq and is a predicted model, not a curated record. The transcript has 2 exons. Gene Ontology annotation, cellular component: nucleus; cytoplasm. NCBI's taxonomy places the organism in Eukaryota, Metazoa, Arthropoda, Insecta, Diptera, Culicidae.
CUUGCACGCACGCGACCAAAAUGCUUCGACAGCUGUCAAAAUUAGUUCCCGGGCUUGCACCGCUACCUCCUGUUAGCAUCGGAAAAUUACCGGUUUCCCGCAGUUUAGUGCAAACAACGCGUCCCAUAAGCAAAUCUAGCCUUCCAAAUCUAAACGGCCAUCUCACGAUAAUCUCAAGAAUGUCCACCGAUGCCCAGGAAACGAAACGCUUCAAGGAGGACUACGGAACCCGUCAGCUGACGAUCGGCACGCACGACGGCAUAUUUCACUGUGACGAAGUGCUGGCCUGUUUUAUGCUCCAACAACUGCCCAAGUACGCGAAUGCCACCGUCACCAGGACCAGGAACGGAACGCUACUCGAACAGUGCGACAUCGUGGUGGACGUUGGAGCGGUGUUCGAUCGUGAGAACAAUCGGUUCGAUCACCAUCAGGCAAGUUUCAACGAUACGCUCAAUUCGCUGCGACCGGAAAUCAAAGUCAAACGGGAAAUUCGAUUGAGUUCAGCUGGUUUGAUUUACACCUACUUCGGAGAAGAUGUAAUCCGCCAGAUCCUGAAGGCGAACGGAAUCGAAAAUGCCAACGACGAAAUGGUCCGGGGAGUGUACCGUAAACUGUACGACACACUGAUAGCGGAAAUCGAUGCCAUCGAUAACGGCGUGCCGAUGUUCGAUGGGGAGCCUAAGUACACCAUCAACACGCACCUGAGUGCCCGCGUGAGUCACUUCAAUCCGGCCUGGAACGAAGAUUCUGGAGACGAGACGGAUGCCAUGAAACGAUUCGAAAAGGCCAAGGACUAUGUUGGACAGGAGUUCAUCGACAAGGUUCUGUACUACGCCUUGAGAUGGUGGCCGGCGCGGGAGUUAGUCGAGAAUGCUGUUAAGAAACGAAUGGAAGUGCACGCUUCCGGCGAAAUUUUGGAAUUGGAGCAUUUCUGUCCGUGGAAGGAGCACUUGUACGAGCUGGAAGAACAGUACGUCGUCGUCGGGGUUCCCAAGUACGUGAUAUACUUCAACAAGGAGAAUGACUGGCGCGUGAUUUGCGUACCACUGCAACCUGCCAGCUUCGUGUGCAGGAAAUUCUUGGCUGCUCCGUGGCGUGGAGUGCGUGACAAGGAGCUGGAGACAGUGUCAGGAAUAGAAGGAGCCUCAUUCUGCCAUCAAACGGGAUUUAUCGGUGGCAACAAAACGAGAGAAGGUGCUUUGCGGAUGGCUGUGGAAAGUUUACAAGCUCAGGAGUGAAGCUUCCACAGGUUCACAGAAUUGUAGAUUACAUCUUUUUCUGAAUAAACAAUCUGGCAUUUCAAA